Ooceraea biroi (clonal raider ant) is the source of this 3053-nucleotide messenger RNA. Its product is annotated as fibroblast growth factor receptor substrate 2. Lineage: Eukaryota; Metazoa; Arthropoda; Insecta; Hymenoptera; Formicidae. Gene Ontology annotation, cellular component: cytoplasm. The record is from RefSeq and is a predicted model, not a curated record. Gene Ontology annotation, biological process: fibroblast growth factor receptor signaling pathway. Gene Ontology annotation, molecular function: fibroblast growth factor receptor binding; transmembrane receptor protein tyrosine kinase adaptor activity.
ACGAAAACGUAGGACAAAUGGGACUGUUAGCAGUCCAUACUUAUAUAGUCAAAGGAUCAGACUGUAAUUCCAUUAGGAAGAUAGAUGAGCGAUCACCGGUGUAGUUAUCGUUCUUUUUUUAUUACACUUGUGUCCGUGUCAGAAUUUUCGAUGAUGAAUUUGGCGCGACUCGAUUCUAUCGUACAUUUCGUACAACCUCACCCGAGUCACAACCGAUAUUAUGAUAACAUGGCAUAGCCAAGCGAAAAAUAAGUGGAAGUAUGCUCAGCAACGGGAGAAGUGACAAUCAGAAGAUUGUUCCUAUGUCGUUCUGGCUAUUGGUCAUAUUUGAUAAAUAAAGGAUGGGUUGUAUCAAUAGCAAGGUAGAAGUUAACAAUAUGCACUCAAACAUAUUUGAAGUAAUGUAUAUAGAUGGUAACAUCACUUCUCCUGGACGCUUGGAAGUUACCGAAGUAGAUAUCUCAUUGUAUCAACAAGACAAGCCACCACUCACAUGGCCGCUAAUGUGUUUACGAAGGUAUGGAAUUACCAAACCAGGCGAAAUCUUCACCUUUGAAUCAGGUAGACGUUGCUACACGGGUGCUGGCAUAUUUUCCUUCAAGUGUAAGCGGACUGAGGAUCUGUUUAAUCUCAUAAAGUUAAAAGUCAAUCAGGUCAGUCAGGUGCGCAUCAUCAGUAGAAGUCUUGCGCGGGCAACGGAGCUGCCAUAUACGUUGCAUCCUGCUGCAGCAAGAGCACGACUGGCAUUGACGGAACCUUAUGACAUGGAGGAGCCUUACAUGAAUCCAAUACCGUUCAGAAGCGACGUUAUUCGCAUGGGUUCCGUGAUACCAAAGCGCUCGCCACCUUCUAUGCCACCGCCACCGCCACCGAUCUCUCAAUCCUACCCGUCCUCUCUUUACACCAACAAGGAGGUCUUGUCGUCCAUCUCUAUGGAAAUGAAGCACGACAGUAACAAGAGUCUUGGCAGACUCGAUAAUACGAUAUCCAACAACGGAUGUAUGGAGACCGAGCUGAUGAGCACUCAGUGCGGCAUGGAAGUCAUCAGUCAUGACGCGACAUCGUCGUCGUCGCUGACUAUGGCGCCGUACAUGAACAUAGAGAACUGCAGCAAGUCCAGCUCGCGUUUGUCCACGCAGAGUAGCUCCGAGACGGUUCAAAUCGGCAAAUCGGAAAGUAACGACACGAGCGCAUCCGAUCCCGUUUACAUGAACAUAAAUCCUGGGCAGAAGCAUGUGCAGAACAUCGCUACUAGUAUAAUACAUUAUCAUCGUCGUCCUCCUCCUCCACCACCUCCGUCCACACCCAGCUUGCAUCCGGAUGAAGAAGAGGGUUCCUACGUUAAUCUGAAAACGAGCGAGAUCGAGAGUCUCAGGAGAAGAUUUCCUAGUGCCUCGGUAACCUCGGAGAUAUCGCUCUUGGAUUCGUUUGCAUCGACAGGAUGCCCAAUCGGAAGGGUAAAUUAUGCGAUUCUGGAUCUAGAUAAGAAAGACGUACCUGCCAGCACAUCCGAUAACACGACGACGAAUCCUACGCUAUCGCCGCCUGAAUCUUCGAGUAAGCCGCGAAAGGGCUACGUCACAAUAGACUUUAAGAAAACGGAUGCUCUGGAGAUAAUAAGCCAGUAUUAUAUUUUAGAGAAGCUUAUACAAUACGAUAUUUUUCUUAAGUCCAGGCCCUCUUCAGUGUAAUACAAUGAUACUCGAUAGAAAGAAGAAUCAGUUAUGAAAAGAUAAACUGGAUAUUCGGGAUAUUGCAAAUCAUAACUACGAGCCAUGAGAGAGCGGAAUGGGUUACCAUAAAUCCCUAUGUAUGGCUACAUGCAGAAAGCGUCCAUAUAUUCCAGAGUCACUACUCAUCAACAGCACUUCUUUUGAAAGCAUGAAAUACGGAAAACGAAAAUCAAGAUAAGCAGAAAUAUUAUACAGAGAAACGAGUUUAUCUACGUUACAAAUCGACCGAUGGAUCCACAACGACGAGAAGAGGUCAUCUACGAUAAAAAAUAAGACGCGAGAAAAAUUUAAUAUAUAGAUUUCUUUUUCUUUCGAGAUAAACGUAUCGACAUCUAGUCAUUAAAGUUUAAUUUCAAUUUAGUCACAGGAAUCCAACCAAUAUCAUCAUUACGAUAAGUGUAAAUAGAUAUACUUCUCUUUGCUUUGAACGAAGACGACCAAGCCAAAGUAUCGAAAGAACAAUGUGCGAUUUUUUAAUCAGAGUCAGGGAAUAUUUGAAUUCACGUGACCAUGAUUUUUUUUGUUUGUCAUUCACGAAAAUUAUAUGACUUGAAUCAAUAAUGUUUCUUUUAUUAUUUAGUUGUUUCGAUGCUUUAUACAUCAUAAUGUUAUUUUAUAAAUUGUUAUUAAUACUAAUUGCAUCCAGAUAUCUGAUAUACUGAUAUAACAGUGGCAAUAGAAACAACUAAAUGACAAACUGCUUAAUACACGGUUUUUCUACGUUUUGGUGCGACUGAUUUUUUUUAAUUGUUUAAUUUGUCAUAAUGCACCAUCUCUUGAUGAGUGAUUGCGUUAUAGAGCUUGGAUGAGAUUGACAUAUCAGCUAUAAUCACUCAAACUUUCAAGGCUAACAUGUCUGCGUCAUUAGUUUUGACAUCAAGUAUGACAGAUCUUAUCGAUAGUAUAUUCGUUGAAGAAACAUGCUUACGGAGGAUCAAACAGGUGCCAGAGUGGAGCACUGCAAAGACAUGCUAAGAGUGGCCGAUUCGGAUUUCAUCGUUACUAUUGACAAAACGUAUUGUUUUCAAUAUGAGCCACAGAACGGCAGAAGACAGUGCGCGUGCAGAAGAUUCAAGAUAUUGCUCACCGUUUUCUUCGAUUCGGAAAAGAAUCAUUCACAAGUAAUUUAUACGGGAAGGUCAAAUUCGCCCUGAAUAUCGAGAGCAAGGGUCUUGAUCGCUUCUGCACGAUAAUGCAGACUAGUGCACAAAUCAAAGAUUGUACACAAUUCGCCUGAUUUGGCUCCGUGUGACUUCUGGCCUAAACUCAAGUUGUCGAUGAAAGGAAAGCGUUACGAUAUUAUUCAGGAUAUCCAAAAAA